This is a messenger RNA of Dovyalis caffra, 399 nucleotides long. NCBI's taxonomy places the organism in Eukaryota, Viridiplantae, Streptophyta, Magnoliopsida, Malpighiales, Salicaceae. The record is from the annotation of a GenBank genome assembly.
AUGGACAUAUCGAUGCAAAACCCCAUUGAAACCACCACAAACCAUGAUGUGUAUGAUGGAAACGGCGUUGCUUUGACCUCUUCGUCCGCUUCCCCCAUCUUUCCCCAUCACAAAUUCCUCGUUUCUGUUGAAGUUUGCUUAAAACCCUCGAGCACAGCUCGCAAUGAAGACGUUCGGUUGGCUGUUGAAAGUGAGGAAGGACCAUGUGAGGAGCUAAGUGAGGAUGGCCAACUUUCUAGCUUUAAUGAGUGGAUUCUUCCAGCUAAGGAAUUUGAUGGCAUGUGGGAAAGCUUAAUUUAUGAACCUGGGCUGAAGCAAAGGCUGCUGCGAUACGCAGCCAGUGCAUUGCUCUUUACUGAAAAGCGUGUUGAUCCUUUUCUUGUCUCAUGGAAUCGGUAA